AUAGCCAUAUACGCGUGGAUAGACACAUUAUCUUACUAUUUUACCUCCGUAUCACAAGACCCAAAAUAGAAACCGAUGAUUUUAUAUUAAAGCGAUUUUAGUAAAGCCAUAGACAUAAAUAUGGUAAUAUAAUACCCUGUCUUAAGAGAGCUACUCUAAUACUAGUAGGCCUACUAUCUAAACAAAGACGACAUCAAUACAACAGUUAUGUGAAUAAGGUCAAUUGUCAAGUUUCAUCAAAAGAUUCUCAAAAAUGAUGGGAAGACACUUUGACACUACAGUAUCUUUGCAUAAUAUUUUAUUUCAAAACUGGAGUACCACCACUACAAAAGGUGUUGUCCUGGCCUCAUUCCUGGCUUUUCUUUUCACUUUCCUGUUUGAGGGACUUAAAUCUUUAAAGUCUUAUGUGGUGCUCCAGCGCAAACAGAAUCCAUAUGCCAACAAAGAACUUGUAGCUAGAAGACGAGUUCAGAUCAGUGAUUCUCAGACCGAUCUUUUAUCCUCGUCUUUGAUGAAUCAGUUGAACAGAUUGAGACUUACAAAAUGGAGACGGAUCAUGUUUACUGUGGAGUCAGCAUUGAAUCUUGUCAGUUUCUUCUAUGGCUACCUUCUAAUGUUACUUGUGAUGACCUACAGUGUCUGGCUUGUGCUUGCAGUUUUGUUGGGUACAGGAGUUGGAUAUUUCUUCUUUCACCCAAUUAAUGAACAUUUAAUGAUGAAGUUGUCACCUAGACCUACAAGUUUCUACUCUUCAGAUACAAAUUCUGUUCUGGUUUCUCAACAUGGAGGAGUAUUUCCAUUUAACAGGACUGAACACACUAACACUCAAGAUUACUCCAGUCAACUGUGAGGAACUAUGAAGGUUUAUGAUAGAUGUCACAUCAUUGGGACAUCAACCAGAGAUCUGUUUGUUUUUUGUGCAGAAGCAAUUCCUUUACUAUGUUUUUUAAUGAUUUUUUUUUUAUAUGUUGAUUUUUUCAUUUGCAAUCUCAGUUAUUAGGGCAAUGGUUCUAGCUGAAAGUAUUCCUUGAAAUGUAAUACAUUGUAUUGAGAUUUCAUUAGAAUUAAAUGUUGAUAUCUAAUUCUAUAGGAGUGAAAUUGUUAUUAUAAGAUACACUACUAAUCAUAAACAAAUCAUCUAAUUUGACAAAAUGUCUUUUUUUUUUUUUACAUUGAGUUACAAGAAAUAUUAAAAUUUCCAAUUAGUUUUUUUUUAUGCUCAUAAUACCCUAAAAAUUUAAGAUGAAAUUUUUCUAAGAUAACUAAGCAAUAUUCAUUAAUUACUAAAAUGAAAAAAUAUUUUUGUUAAUUGUAUACAAUAUUAAUAUUAUUUUUUUUCCCUUAUUGUUAUUACAAAAUUACACUGGACUAUCAUAUUUAUUUGAUUUAUUGGCAUUUUGGAACUUUGUAAUGCUUCAUAACUAUAAUCUCAUUUUUCUUGACCUGACAUUUUGUACAAAACCUUUGUGAUAAUUUUAUAUUUUUUUUUAUACCAACUAAACUGUUUGCCCCUCAAUAAUUCUGUUUAUUAUUUCAUGAAAUGUUUAUAUUAUGAGUUUACAACAGGGCUGAUUAUCUGGUCAUGUGGUAAGGGCUCUGGACUGUCAUCUCAUUGGUCCCAUAUUCAAACCCUGACUGCUGCCAUCCCUUGUGGUCCAUGGUAGGUUUGUCUCGGAUUUACUAAUCUUAAAUUAUAUUUAAAACAAACAAAAAACAAAAUAAUGUUGGAAAAAAAAAACAACACUUUUAUAGAAUAAUUUUAUAUCAAGUGUAAAUUUUUUUUUUCUGUGAGGAUGAUAUCUCAGUGAAUUAAUCUUGUUUCAACCAAGUCUUCUUGUUUUUUUUUUUGGGGUGGGGGGUGGGGGAGCGAGGGGUUGUAUAUUUGUGUCACACCUUAAGUUACCAUGAAACACCAUUCUAAAUGAUUGUGAACCUUUGACUCUAUAAAAAAAAAAGACAGCCCAUAAUUUCAAAAGGCACAAAUAAAGUUUUUCCUUUGAGAUGUAUUUCUAUGUUUUUAAAACCAAGCUUUGUGACAAACUGUUUGUGAUGGGCAAAGGAACAACAGUUGAAAUGUCAAAUACCUAUUUGAGCUGGGUAGAUAGAUGGUUGUUUUCAUCAUCAUUUCCUUAACAUCUCUCUCUUUACUGCAAUUUAACUCAUCACUUGACCACAAUUUAAAAAAAAAUAUAUUUUACUUAAAUUUUGUGUUGAUAUUAACCCAUUUAGCAUGUUUUUGCUAUAAUGGCGUUUGUUUCAUUUACUUGAUCUCACUGCUUGUAUUUUUUGUUUUCCUGUAAAGUUUUAAAUUUGCUUUAAUCAGCAGUUAACUAGGCUCUCACCAAUCAUCUAGUUGCCCCUUGGGAAUUUAAUAGUCUCUCACCAAUCAUCUAGUUGCCCCUUGGGAGUUUAAUUCUCACCAAUCUAGUUGCCCCUUGGGAGUUUAAUAGUCUCUCACCAAUCAUCUAGUUGCCCCUUGGGGGUUUAAUAGUCUCUCACCAAUCAUCUAGUUGCCCCUUGAGAGUUUAAUAGUCUCUCACCAAUCAUCUAGUUGCCCCUUGGGAGUUAAAUAGUCUCUCACCAAUCAUCUAGUUGCCCCUUGGGAGUUUAAUAGUCUCUCACCAAUCAUCUAGUUGCCCCUUGAGAGUUUAAUAGUCUCUCACCAAUCAUCUAGUUGCCCCUUGGGAGUUAAAUAGUCUCUCACCAAUCAUCUAGUUGUCACUUGAGUUCUUGCUGCAACUAUAACCCACUUAAUUAACUCGGUUGGAUCGCUAAAACCCAAACUUUAUUGUCCCUUCAUUAAUCUCACAUUGGCAACUUUCCUCAUGAAAAUUGUCAUCCUUCUGGUCCUUCACUCCUACAUUCCAGCUGACACAUAAAGUAAGCAUUCUACUCUACAAUGAUACACACAUUCAUCUGGGACUUUGCCUGACAGUUGCCUGAUCUUGUCAUAUAUUUUUUUAGAUUAUCCCUUUGAAACGUAUUGAACUUUGUAUUUGAUCGUUUUUAUUUUCUUGAUUCAAGCACAAAUCUUAAUCUCACUCUGAUUUUUUGUUUUCAUGUAUUUAGGGUCGGGGUGCCCUUUGUUGUGAUGUCCCAAGGAAUUGUCAGAAAAAAUUGUUAGAGACUUUGUUUAUUUAUUGAACUUAAGUAACUCACUUUUAAAUUGAUGAUUUUAACAAAAAUUCAUUAGCUAACAAGUACUGAGUUUUUACAAAUAUCGCAAUUUCGGCACUUAACUUAAAAAAUUACCUUUUAUUGUUUCCUCUUGUUUAAACAUACUCUACUUAUGUAUAUAUGUAGGUUUGCUAUAAUAUAUUAAUAAAUGAUACUCAGAUGUAAAGUUCAAAACUUCUGCAGUUAUU
Biomphalaria glabrata is the source of this 3365-nucleotide messenger RNA. RefSeq names its product probable low affinity copper uptake protein 2. Gene Ontology annotation, cellular component: membrane. The record is from RefSeq and is a predicted model, not a curated record. The coding region runs from base 254 to 850 and encodes 198 amino acids. The transcript has 8 exons. Gene Ontology annotation, biological process: copper ion transmembrane transport. NCBI's taxonomy places the organism in Eukaryota, Metazoa, Mollusca, Gastropoda, Planorbidae. Gene Ontology annotation, molecular function: copper ion transmembrane transporter activity.